AGGCGGCACGUUACGUGGUGCCUCCGCCCAGAUAUCCGGAUUACUCGUCACCCAUCCUUGGUCGCAUUGUCUCCCGAUAUCCAUCAUGCAUUUGGCAAACUGUGCGUUUCGACCUGGACACUAGUAUUUAAUGACCAGCGCAGACGAUGGUGGCAAUCCCUUACGCUUACCUGUGUUCGAGAUGUGUUGGGAUAAUCGACGCGUUCAGUCUAACCCCUCAUGCUAUCCCUCCGCAACGACCAGUCAUUACUCGGAACUGGGCCACGCACUUGACGAGGGCAAGAUCGGCAGCACGUCGAAGGAGGUGGCUGUUAGUUCGAAAAGACAUCAGACCACCGACGGGGUCUUUCAUCGAGACAACGCGCCGACUGAAGUCGCGCAUACUGUUCAUUUGCCUCUCACGUCGACGAGUGGGGAUUACAAGCUGCAUUCCGGUGGUGUUGAAGCAUUGGUCAAGGAAUACACCGCGCGCGACGAGCCAAAGCCCAUGGCGGGACCACGGUCAUAUGCCCACGACUAUCUAACUGACUUGAGAGCCAUGGAAGCCGUGAUAGCCAACGAAGGGUUUGAGAAAUUUGUCGCCCAGCUCGAGCAGUCUGAAGUGUCCAGGCCUAGCUCCUCCCAAAUGAUGUGUAUAAAAGAGGUGCCACAAAAACGCUACAAGCCUAAGUCACGAAUCCCGUUCAAACCGUUCAUUUUAUUCGAGUUCGUUCCGGACAUGAACGACCUCGUUUGGCUAUCCGCAGCAUUAAAAGAAGAGGUAAAAAGACGAGGACUACACAAGCCCGUGUACAAAGGGAAAAUCAGUCAAAAGGCGUCCAUACAAAUUUUGUGGCCAGGGUACACAUCUUAUACGAAACAAGUGAACGUCCGGACCUCGGCGAAGGUGCCGCAAUCCAUCACUAUCAUGAAACUUGCAAAGGAGAUAGCGAAGCAGGUGAAGAUCAUGAUCGAGAAAUUUUCCGGCAUGAAGUGUACCGAGCCUGGGUGGGAAUUGUCUCCCGGAGGCUCCAUUACCUUUGAUCAGAUCGUGCUCCUGGGAGUGAAACAGGUUUCCAAGCGCGGCUUUCAACCUGUUCUAGCAGUGCUUCGACAAGAUUGAUCAUAUACUUAGCAUUGUAUGCACCAGUAUACGUUGUAGCUCAAACGAAGCCAGCUGGAUUU
Molecule: messenger RNA, 1164 nt
Organism: Laetiporus sulphureus 93-53
Lineage: Eukaryota; Fungi; Basidiomycota; Agaricomycetes; Polyporales; Laetiporaceae
Exons: 6
Coding region: 131-1102 (323 amino acids)
Source: RefSeq, a predicted model, not a curated record